Pteronotus mesoamericanus is the source of this 1008-nucleotide messenger RNA. Its product is annotated as mas-related G-protein coupled receptor member X2-like. Lineage: Eukaryota; Metazoa; Chordata; Mammalia; Chiroptera; Mormoopidae. Gene Ontology annotation, cellular component: membrane. Gene Ontology annotation, biological process: G protein-coupled receptor signaling pathway. The transcript has a single exon. The record is from RefSeq and is a predicted model, not a curated record. Gene Ontology annotation, molecular function: G protein-coupled receptor activity. Bases 16 to 1008 code for a protein of 330 amino acids.
GGAAGGUUUCUGAGCAUGACUCCAUCACUCACAGCCUGGAGCACAGAACUCACACCAAUAAGUGCAGGUGAACAGCCCCAUCCACUAACUUCCGAUAUGAAGGUCAUAAUCCUGAUCUUCCUAACCGUCAUCAUUGCCCUGGUCGGGCUGGCAGGAAAUGCCGUUGUUCUCUGGCUCCUGGGCUUCCACAUGAGGAGGAACGCCUUCUCCAUCUACAUCCUCAACCUGGCUGGAGCUGACUUCCUCUUCCUCUGCUGCCAGAUUAUGGAUUGCCUGUACAAUUUCAUCAUGUCCUUGUGUUCUGUCUCAACCCUCAUGGUGGACUUCUUCUUCAUUAUGUCCGUCUUUGCCUACAUCUCUGGACUGAGCUUUCUCAGUAUCAUCAGCGCAGAAUGUUGUCUGUCCAUCCUGUGGCCCAUCAGGCACCACUGCCGCUGCCCCAGGCACAUGUCAGCUGUCAUGUGUGCCCUGCUCUGGGCCCUGUCCCUGUUGCUGAGCAUCCUGGAAGGGAACUGCUGUGGCCUCCUGAACUGGGAUUUGCAUGACUAUCGGUGUCCAGCAUUGGAUUGCAUCACUGUAGCCUGGCUAAUUUUGUUAUUUGUGCUUCUGUCUGGGUCCAGCCUGGCCCUGCUGACCAGACUGCUGUGUGGCUCCCAGCGCCUACAGCCCACAAGGCUCUGUGUGACCGUCAUGCUCACAGUGCUGGUCUUCCUCCUCUGUGGCCUGCCCUUUGGCAUCUACUGGUUCUUUUUAUUCUGGUUUCUAAAUGAUGGUGAUGUCUUAUUUCAUCUUUACCUGGUUGUGGUUCUUAUGUCUUGUGUCAACAGCUGUGCCAACCCUGUCAUUUACUUCUUCGUGGGCUCCUUUAGGCAGCGAUGGUGGGAACGGCGACAGACCCUGAAGCUGGUUCUCCAGAGGGCUCUGCAGGACACCCCUGAGGUGGACGAGCAUGGAGGGAGCCUUCCUCAGGAGCCCCUGGAGAUGUCGGGGAGCAGUCUGGCAUCCUGA